GAGAGAGACAGAGAAUUGCAAGCCGGCAAGGAACGGCAACCAAGCAAGCCACCCGCAAGUAAGCUAAGCUAGCCAAAUAAACCCCCCGUUUCGUUUAGCUUUUCUGCCAUGGCUCCCACGGCGACGGACGCGGCGGCGGCGAAGGGGAGGGUGACGGCGCUGGGGGUGGCGGCGUGCGAGCGCGACGCGGAGAAGCUGGAGAUCAUCGAGGAGAUGACCAAGAACUUCGACCCGGAGCAGGUGCGCGUGCUGGGCGAGAUCCUGGCGCGGAACAACGGCGCCGAGUACCUCCGCCGGCACGGCAUGGAGGGGCGCACGGACCGCGCCGCGUUCAAGGCGUGCGUGCCCGUGGUCACGUACGAGGACCUCCGCCCGGAGAUCGAGCGCAUCGCCAACGGCGACCGCUCCAACAUCAUCUCCUCCCACCCCAUCACCGAGUUCCUCACCAGCUCGGGGACGUCGGCGGGGGAGAGGAAGCUAAUGCCGACGAUCGAGGACGAGCUCAACAGGCGCCAGAUGCUCUACAGCCUCCUCAUGCCCGUCAUGAACUUGUACGUGCCUGGGCUGGACAAGGGGAAGGGCCUCUACUUCCUGUUCAUCAAGUCGGAGACGACGACGCCCGGCGGUCUGCCGGCGCGGCCGGUGCUGACCAGCUACUACAAGAGCGACCACUUCAAGCACCGCCCCUACGACCCCUACAACGUGUACACGAGCCCGACCGCCGCCAUCCUCUGCACAGACUCGUUCCAGUCCAUGUACUCGCAGAUGCUGUGCGGCCUGCUGGCCCGCACCGAGGUGCUCCGCGUCGGCGCCGUCUUCGCGUCCGGCCUGCUCCGCGCCAUCCGCUUCCUGCAGCUCCACUGGAAGGAUCUCACGCACGACAUCCGGACGGGCACCCUGAGCGCCAAGGUCUCAGAGCCCUCCAUCCGCGCGGCCGUGGGCGAGGUGCUCAAGCCGGACCCGGACCUCGCCGGCUUCGUGGAGGCCGUGUGCGCCGCCGCCGACAAGGAAAACAAGUGGGAGGGCAUCAUCACCAGGGUGUGGCCCAACACCAAGUACCUGGACGUGAUCGUCACCGGCGCCAUGGCGCAGUACAUCCCGACGCUCAAGUACUACAGCGACGGGCUUCCCAUGGCGUGCACCAUGUACGCCUCGUCCGAGUGCUACUUCGGGCUGAACCUCCGGCCCAUGUGCGACCCGUCGGAGGUGUCCUACACCAUCAUGCCCAACAUGGGCUACUUCGAGCUGCUGCCGCACGACCCGGACGCGAGGCCGCUGUCCAAGGACGACCCGCCGCCGCGGCUGGUGGACCUGGCGGACGCCGAGGUGGGCAAGGAGUACGAGCUGGUGAUCACCACCUACGCGGGGCUCUGCCGCUACCGCGUCGGAGACAUCCUGCUCGUCACCGGGUUCCACAACGCGGCGCCGCAGUUCCGGUUCGUGCGCCGCAAGAACGUGCUCCUCAGCAUCGACUCCGACAAGACGGACGAGGCAGAGCUGCAGGCCGCCGUGGAGCGCGCGUCCGGGCUGCUGGCACCCUACGGCGCAGGCAUCGUGGAGUACACGAGCCAGGCGGACGCCGCCACCAUCCCGGGCCACUACGUGGUGUACUGGGAGCUGAUGGUGCGGGAGGGCGGGAAGAUGCCCGAGGCGGCCGUGUUCGAGCGCUGCUGCCUGGAGAUGGAGGAGGCGCUCAACUCGGUGUACCGGCAGCUCCGGAACGGCGACGCCAUCGGGCCGCUGGAGAUCCGCGUCGUGCGCGGCGGCACCUUCGAGGAGGUGAUGGACUACGCCAUCUCGCGCGGCGCGUCCAUCAACCAGUACAAGGCGCCGAGGUGCGUCUCGUUCGGCCCCAUCAUCGAGCUGCUCAACUCCAGGGUGCUGUCCAAGCAUUUCAGCCCGGCGUGCCCCAAGUUCAGCCCGCACAAGAAGUGAGAGGACCAGCAACCGGAUUCAACAUCUGACGGCCCAGAUUGAGCUGGACGCUACAGUCAGCUAGCAGCACUACUACUUCCUUCCCAGUCGUUUAUACUGCGUGUCUCUCCUGUUCCUCGUGCGCUAGGGAGAGGAGUGAAUUAGUCACCGGUGACAACUCCUGCUUGCUCCAGCCAGAUGCCUGGUUCUUUGGUGUUAGAUCAAGCUACUCCACUGCUAGUAGUUACGUACUUGUGUGUGAUGUCAUUUCUUGAGUGGAAAUGGCGUGUGUUUGUAAUUGUAAGACGGUAACGCCAUUCUUGGCCCAAUAUCAUAAUAGGCCUUCUCGAACUA
This is a messenger RNA of Setaria italica (foxtail millet), 2268 nucleotides long. Its product is annotated as probable indole-3-acetic acid-amido synthetase GH3.2. NCBI's taxonomy places the organism in Eukaryota, Viridiplantae, Streptophyta, Magnoliopsida, Poales, Poaceae. Gene Ontology annotation, cellular component: cytoplasm. The record is from RefSeq and is a predicted model, not a curated record. Gene Ontology annotation, molecular function: acid-amino acid ligase activity. The transcript has 3 exons. The coding region runs from base 109 to 1935 and encodes 608 amino acids.